Molecule: messenger RNA, 2844 nt
Organism: Amphimedon queenslandica
Lineage: Eukaryota; Metazoa; Porifera; Demospongiae; Haplosclerida; Niphatidae
Product: zinc finger BED domain-containing protein 4-like
Exons: 3
Coding region: 210-2669 (819 amino acids)
Molecular function (GO): protein dimerization activity
Source: RefSeq, a predicted model, not a curated record
GCUGCUGCAGUGCCUUCCAAUACUUUAAUCAGUAACUUUUAAGUAGUUCUGAUGCAUCACCAUUGUGUCUUACCAAACCAAUUGUUGGUAUUUGAAACAUCCAUUUUGUUUUACCAAACCAGUUUUUGGUAAUGUAAACCUCAAUUUGUAGAUACCAAUCGUGAUCAGUGGAUUACUCCUAGAUAGUAGCUAAGCUUAAGGUCCGCCCCAUGUCCCACCCAAUUUUUUGCGCAUGCGCAAGGACUGAUCCUGCACGAGUCAGUAGUCACGAGGGCCAGCAAGCAAUUAAGCAGGGUGAAUAUUUGGCAGCUGCAUCUUUAUCCCGAGGCCAUAUCUCCACUGUACAAAUGUCAUUCAGUUCAGGACAGGGGCUUCUUUCACCUCUAGGCCAACGCGGACGUUACGUGAGUACCUCCACACCGCACUCCCCCGGCACUCCAUGGUUCCCAUCUCGUUCUGCAACGCCUGUUUCCUCAACGGACGAAUCUUGUUCUUUGUCUCAACUCACAGGCCUCAGCGGCCAGGCUAGUGGCUCGAGUUUCACUACGCCUCUCAUUGCAGGCAGAAGUCCAGUGUGGCGGUACUUUGUUAAACAAGAAGACAAAGAAAAGGACACGACUGUAGCUAUAUGUAACGUGCCAAAGCCUGAACUUGGUGGUCAGAUUUGUGGAGAGAGAAAAGGUACUCAUAUUAACACAUUAAAGAGUCAUUUAAGAAAUAGUCAUCCAAGCAUUUAUAAUGCUGUAAUGGCUGAAGAAACGGCAAAUAAGAAGAAGCGACAAGAAAGGAAGGUGUUAGAUGCAAUUCGACCAUCUGAUAAAAAAAAGAAAAGAUGGAGCAUUGAUAUGAACACCUUAUUUGUGCCGGAUUCAGUAAAAUACAAUGAAUAUGAUAAGUCACAGAAGUUGAUAGAUAACACUGUAGCUGUCUUUGUUGGUGCAACUAAUGUACCUUAUAGCAUCACCUCUAAUGUACAUUUUCAGAGAAUGAUACGUGCAUUGGACUUCAGAUAUCGUAUUCCUGGGCGCACUCGUUUAAUGUCACUAAUUGAUGAUAUCGUAGCAACAAUGAAAUCGCAAAUUCAGCUUUCUAUGGCUACUGCCAGAAAAAUUAAUUUCUGCGCCGAUAUAUGGUCCAAAAAAGGAUUGACGUCUUCGUAUCUGGGUUUGACGGCUCAUUUUUACUGUCCCGUUACUUUUAAAAUUAAACAUGCCACUCUGGCAGUUAGGGAAUUGCCUCAUCCACAUACAGGUGACGCCAUAUGCAAUCUCACGUAUCAAAUAAUUGAGGAAUGGCAGAUACCUUCUUCGAAGAUACAAUAUAUAAUCACUGAUAAUGGCAGUAAUAUGGUUAAAGCCUUCAAAUCGGAUGUUGCUGCGUCUAAGCAUCAAAAUAUUCGUGAUUUUACUGCAGAGGUUGAGCUAGAGGUGGAACAUAAUGAGGAUGAAGAGGAGGAGGAGGAAGAGGAGGAGUUAGGAGAUGAUCGAGACAAAGAAGUGGCAGAUUUCGAUAGCCACGAAGCAAGGCAUGGAAGUGUUUUUAGACAACAAGGGCUACAAAGAUUAAGUUGCUUUAGCCACACCCUGCAACUUGUGGUUUCGUCAUUUAACAAAGACAGUGCAUCUAAAGAACUACUUUCCACAGCAUAUAAAGUUGUGCAACAAGUAUCACAGUCUGGGAAGGUGACAGAGGCACUGAUAUCUGCAGCUGGCAAGAAAUUAGUUUCACGCAGUGUCACGAGGUGGACCAGUGCGUAUUUAGUCAUUGAUAGACUAUUAGAAGUAAAGGAGCCUCUGAAGAUUGUACUUUUAAAUCAUAAUUUAACAAUGCUUCAGCCGCAGGACUGGGAAGUUCUUAAGAAUGUGAGAACCCUCCUUUAUAAAUUUGCCAACUACACAAAUGUAGUAGGAGGUGAGCAAUAUACAACUUUGUCUCUAGUUAUACCUUACUACAUUGAAUUGCAACAUCAUCUAAAAGACAUGAUGAAGAUAGAUAAAUUGCAAUCUGUAUCAAAAAUAAUGGCACUUGAACUGGAAAGACGUUUUUCUAACUUACUUGACCCGGCCCAUGAAAAUCAUAACUCACUGUACAUGGUGGCAACGUUACUUGAUCCACGCUUUAAGAACCUUUUAGAAAAGGAACAUAUUGCGUAUGCCCGAAAAGAAUGCAUAAAGCUUCUUUGCAAUGGAGAUUAUGAAUCUGACAGUAAAAAUGCUGCUAGUAGUUCUCAACCUGUUCCUUCAGUCCUUGAAGCUUCUGAGAGUGAUGAUGAACCUGCUAAUAAACAGUUUCGAUAUGUAUUUGAUAUAAUGGAUAAGAAAGCUACUGAAAAAAAAGAGGUAGCUAAGAGGCAACCUAAUUUACCAGAGCUGCAGCUCGAUUCUUAUAUACACACUACUGCUAGGACCAGGUACGAUCCUGACAGUGAUCCGAUAUUGUUUUGGAUUCAGUCUAAAGAGUCCUACACAUUCUUGGCCCCAUUUGCUAUUGAUAUCCUUGCUGCUCCUUCUUCAUCUGCUCCUGUAGAGCGUACAUUUUCUACAGCUGGCAUUGCUACUUCUGGUCGCAGAAAUCGACUUGCAAAAGAUAACUUAGAAAAAGAAGUUCUUCUAAAAAAGAAUGAGGAAUACUACAUGAAGAUCUAUUUGUCAGAUAAGACUUCAGUCUGAAACUCUGCGAUUUACUUGUUAUUUUGUCCUGGAAUAAGAUUGAUAAUUAUAACUUUUGAGUUUUGUGCAAAUAAUAAUUAUAAAUACUGAAUUUAAAAAUAAUUCUCAGGUACUGUAAUUGGUGGGGCAGUCCCUCAGUCUGCUGAGGCUCAGCUAAUGUUACCAUUACCAAAAG